CCGGGCCGGCGCUGGGCGCGCACUACUGACGUCACCGACGCACUUCCGGCAGCCGACCCGUGACCAUGGAAACCCAUAGUUUACAUCCAGCUGCCGAGAUUGACAGCGAAAGCAAGAACUGCGGAACGUCAGCAGGAUGAGCGCCCGGAGCAGCACCGUGAAAGUGUUUGUCCGUUUCAGGCCGACCCCAAACUUCGCUCAGGAUAAAAUCCGGCUUGGAGAAGACCACAAGACCGUCGAAAUUCACGUUAAGAAAGAUGAGAAAUUCGGCGUUGUCAACAACAAGAGAUCUGAUUGGUCCUUCAAAGUCGACGGCGUUCUCAACGAUGCCUCGCAGGAUACCGUUUACAACGUUGUGGCGAAAUCUGUGGUCUCCAAAGCCUUGGAUGGUUAUAACGGUACAAUUAUGUGCUACGGACAGACAGGAGCCGGGAAGACGUUCACCACGACUGGAUCCAUGGAAAACUACCAGCACCGGGGAAUCAUCCCCAGAGCGCUACAACAGGUCUUUAAGGAGAUUGAAGAGCGAAGUGAUCUGUCGGUGACCGUGCGCAUCUCGUACCUCGAAAUCUACAACGAGACUCUCUCUGAUCUCCUGGCGACCUCGCCUGACGUUCCGGUGCCUGACCAGCUGACCAUCGUGGAUGACCCCCAGGGAGUCUGCGUCAAGGGCUUGUCCGUCCACCUCGCCGGCACCGAAGAACACGCCUUGAAUCUUCUCUUUGAGGGGGAAACAAAUCGCAUCAUAGGGUCUCACAUCUUGAACAAAACCUCCUCCCGGUCCCACUGCGUUUUCACCGUCCAUCUGGAGUCUCAUUCCAGAACGUUAUCGGACGCCAAAUACACCGUCUCCAAAAUUAACCUGGUGGAUCUCGCGGGUUCGGAGCGCGUCGGCAAAACAGGGUCUGAAGGCCAGGUCCUGAAGGAGGCCGCUUACAUCAACAAGUCCCUGACGUUCCUGGAGCAGGCCAUCAUGGCGCUGAGCGAGCGCGGCCGCGAGCACGUCCCCUUCCGACAGAGCAAGCUCACUCACGCCCUGAGGGACUCGCUGGGGGGAAGCUGCAGCACAAUCCUCGUGGCGAACGUCUACGGAGAAGCGGCUCAGAUUGAUGAGACUCUCUCUACUCUGCGCUUCGCCUGCAGGAUGAAGUGUAUCCCGGUGGAGCCCGCGGCCGUGGAGCGGUACAACCCUCUGAGAGUGAUUAAAAAUCUGCAGAAGGAGGUCGAGCAUCUGAAGCGGGAGCUGGCUGUCCACGACACUUUGGCCGGCCGGACUCGCGUCACCCACGAGCCGUUUAGCGAGGCCCAGAUCGCGGAGAUGAACUCCCAGGUGCGCAGAUACCUGGACGGGACCCUGGAGGAGAUCGACAUCAGAAACCUUCGGCAGAUCCAGGAGAUUUUUUCCCAGUUCCGGCUGAUCUGGAGCAAACAGGAGCAGGAGGUGGAAUCCAGACUCCGACAGAAAUACCCCCUCAUAGACAAGAGCGACUACCCCGCGGUGGCCGGUGCUCAGAAGGCCGGCCUGGUAGACGCCGACGGACAGCUGGUUGGUGAUCUGGACGGUCGCAGUUUUUCCGUUGGAGCCGCUCCUCACUCAUCGAAACCAAGCAGCUCUCUGUCCGCACGAAAGCCCAAGAGCCGGAAGUCCAAGGAGACCAGUCCCACGAGCAGAAGAGAAGGUGCCGCGAGUCCCAGUCCUAGCAGAGAUCAGGAACCCGCCUCGCUAGCCAAGCCCAGCCUGACGAGCGUCUCCACAAAGGAGCUGGAGGCAACGGUGAAAGAGCUGGAGACGGCGGCCCCCGACGGACAGCCCCCGGAUCAACCAACCAAGGAGGAGACCAGCGCUCCCGGCACCCCUCCCCCUAAACAGGCAGCUUUCGAAGACUUUAAAGCCGACCGAGGGAGCGAACUCCACGCGAUCUUUAAGGAGAACAAAACCAUCUUGGCUGACAGAAGGAAGAAACUGAAAGAGAUCACCCAGCGGAUAAACAUGAUCAAGCGAGAGAUCGAUGUGACCUCCCAGGAUCUCAAUGUUACAAAACUGGAGCGUGAGAAGCAAGGAGAGUAUAUCAGCAGCGAAGGACAGGUGAUAAUCGACGAGAAGGAGUUCAUGCUGAUCAUCCGGCUGAAGGACCUGAAGAAGCAGUACCGGGCAGACUACGACGAGCUGCAGGACCUGAGGGCCGAGGUCCAGUACUGCCAGAAGCUGGUGGACCGGUGCCGGCAGAGGCUCUUCACAGAGUUUGAGUGCUGGUACAACGAGUGUUUCGUCAUUCCGGAGGAGCUGCAGACUUCGCUGAAGGGGAGCGUCCGCCCGGGUCUCCUUCCCCUCCGUAAGGUGAUGUCGCUGGGGGAAGAUGAGCAGGAGAGGAACGACGAGCUCCAGAAAGAGCUGUUAAUGGAGGUUCCCGGCGCCCUCGCCUUCCACGCGGCAAAAAUCAAAUCCGACCAAAAGCACAAUUACAGCAAAGCCGUCGCCCGACUCCCUGCGGCCAAGAGGCGGCCGGGGCUGAUCACCGCCAGCAUGAAGAACAGACCUCCAUCCACGCUGGUGGCCGUGUGAGGGCCGGGCGAGGGCCGCGGGAGACCCAACGUGAGGCGCGCCGCAGCCGUCUACUUCAGACAGAUCGUAUUUUUAUAUUUUGCCAAGAAA
This is a messenger RNA of Spea bombifrons (plains spadefoot toad), 2653 nucleotides long. RefSeq names its product kinesin family member 9 (gene KIF9). Gene Ontology annotation, biological process: microtubule-based movement. Lineage: Eukaryota; Metazoa; Chordata; Amphibia; Anura; Pelobatidae. Gene Ontology annotation, molecular function: microtubule motor activity; microtubule binding; ATP binding. The transcript is spliced from 21 exons. The record is from RefSeq and is a predicted model, not a curated record. Bases 137 to 2563 code for a protein of 808 amino acids.